AUGCGAGCAAUCGACAUCAAGGGCGGCAAAGGCGGUAUCGAUGCGCUGUUCAUUGACUCGAAAUACCCCAAGCCCGAGCCAAAGGGAAGCCAGGCGCUGGUUAAGAUCAAGGCAUUUGGCCUCAACCGCAUGGACCUCUUGCAACGUGAGGGCAAGUACCCUCUUCCUCCACAGGCCGGGCCGAUCAUGGGCGUCGAGUUCUCAGGCACCGUUGAAUCGUUUGGGUCUGAACCCGAACGCGGCUUCAAGGUUGGCGACGAAGUGUUUGGUCUGGCCUAUGGGGGCGCUUACGCCGAGUACAUCGCUGUCAGCACGCACAUGCUCGUGCACAAGCCCAAAGAACUCAGCUGGGAGGAGGCCGCGGGCAUUCCUGAGACGUGGAUCACGGCAACUCAAGCAUUAUAUCUUGUCGGCGAGUUCAAGCCCGGUAUGAGCGUGCUCUGGCACGCCGGCGCCAGUAGCGUGAGCAUCGCUGGCAUUCAGCUCGCGAAAGCGGAUAAAGCGUCAGCAGUCUAUGUGACGGCCAGUACGCGGGAGAAAAUCGAUUUUGUCAAGAAACUCGGCGCGACCGAAGGGUUCAGCUACAAGGAGGGUGACUGGUCCGAGGCGCUGCUCAAGUACACGGACGGCAAGGGCGUGGAUUUGAUCGUGGACUUUGUCGGCGCCAGCUAUUUCAAUCAGAAUCUCGAUGCGGCGGCGAAAGACGGACAUAUCGUCAACCUUGGCACGCUGGGCGGCGCCGUGGUCAAAGGUGACGUUGACAUCAGUCGCUUCCUGCGUAAGAGGGUUCGAUUCGAGGGGACAACCUUGCGCAGUCGUGAUGAAAAGUACCAGCAGCGGCUGAGGGAUAUGUUGGAGGAGCAUGCGGUGCCCAAGUUCAUCAGUGGAGAGUUCAAGGUCAUUAUCGAGAAGGUGUUUGACAUGGAGGACAUCCAGGAGGCGCAUAAACUGCUCGAGUCGAACCAGACUAUGGGCAAGUUGAUCUGUACGGUGAACUGA
Messenger RNA from Exophiala viscosa, 999 nucleotides. RefSeq names its product NADPH2:quinone reductase. The coding region runs from base 1 to 999 and encodes 332 amino acids. Gene Ontology annotation, molecular function: NADPH binding; oxidoreductase activity, acting on NAD(P)H. NCBI's taxonomy places the organism in Eukaryota, Fungi, Ascomycota, Eurotiomycetes, Chaetothyriales, Herpotrichiellaceae. The transcript has a single exon. The record is from RefSeq and is a predicted model, not a curated record.